Molecule: messenger RNA, 2127 nt
Organism: Sitophilus oryzae (rice weevil)
Lineage: Eukaryota; Metazoa; Arthropoda; Insecta; Coleoptera; Curculionidae
Exons: 1
Coding region: 1-2127 (708 amino acids)
Source: RefSeq, a predicted model, not a curated record
AUGUCCACUUCUUCACCUUGCCCUCUCGUCGCCGACAGCAUAACUAUCAGAAGUCAAGAUACUACUUUCUCAUCCCCGCCACCAGGAUCAGGUUGUGAUUCAUCUCAAUAUCAAUCAACACCUCUUAGCGUUUCCACCCAAAGCUCUAAAAAACGUCGUUCUAGAUGUACCAAUGUUAUUCGGAAGAAACAACUCCAAAACGCCUCUAAAAAGUAUUUGCAUAAGUUUCCAUCAGUUCACCGCGCUGCUGUGUCUAAAUACCAAAAAAAUAACCCUAAUUUGAAAGUACAAGCUCAUCCAGAGCUACAUAGAGAAGCCGUAGCUCGAUACCAGCAAGCCCACCCUGAAGUGCAUCGGGCGGCACAGUCUCGAUACGAGCAAAAUAAUCCUGAAAUCAGAGUUAAAAGGCAACGACGUUCUUGGAAAAUUAAAGCGUUCUCCGGCAUGAUAUACGAAAUAGAUACCGACUAUGAAAACGACAGUACCGUGGCCUUGGGUUCUAUGUCUAACAAGUGCCGGUGGUGCAAUGCUCUCAAGUGGAAGGAGGAGACACCCGGCAUGUGUUGCAGCUCUGGUAAGGUGCAGCUCCUGCCUUAUGAACAACUACCCGAGCCUCUAUACAGUCUGAUAAUGGAUCUACAUCCAGAUCACGAGCAUUUUAUGAAUGGAAUUCGUAAAUAUAAUAAUGCCUUUCAGAUGACUUCAUUCGGUGCCAAAGAGAUUAUACGGGAUGGUUUUAUGUAUACUUUUAAAGUUCAGGGCCAAGUAUACCACCUGGUUGGGAGUUUGUUGCCAGCACCUCAAAAAGAACCACAAUUCUUACAAAUAUAUUUUGUUGGUGAAGAUGACAGAGAAGUGCAGUUGAGGUGUGGUAACCAUCCCUAUGUGAAACCUGGCUUAGUCAGAGAAUUACAAGGAAUGCUACACAAUAAUAAUGCCUAUGUAAGAGACUUCAAGACGGCCCUGGCAAAGGUACCCGCAACGUCUGAGCCUUUCAAGGUGGUCAUUAAUGCCGUGAGGAGGCCACCAAAUAGCCACGGGGGUCGAUUCAAUGCUCCUACGUCAAAUGAGGUGGCUUUAGUAAUUCUUGACGAGCAAUUUGAGAAACGGGACAUUAUCCUUGAGAGCCACGACAAAUCAUUACAUCGCAUUAGUGAGAUCCAUCGUUCGUACGACGCCUUGCAGUAUCCACUUUUGUUCUGCCGUGGCGAGGAUGGAUACUCCAUUUCGGUACCUCAGCGUGAUCCCUUGACUAAUCAAAUAUUUAGAAAAACAGUAUCCGCUGCGAGUUUUUAUGCUUACCGUAUAAUGAUUAGACAAGGAGAACAUAAUCACUUGAUGUAUUUUCGUUCUCUUUUUAGUCAAUUUUUAGCUGAUAUGUACGCCAAAAUAGAGACAGAAAGGUUAAACUACAUCAGGAACAACCAAGCGCAGCUGAGGACUGAUAGUUACAUACAUCUGCGAGAUGCCAUAGGGAGGCAGGAUGCUGAUGGUGAUCAGUUGGGACAAAGAGUGGUGCUACCGUCAUCUUUUGUUGGUGGUGGGCGUUACAUGUAUGAGCGUACUCAAGACGCCAUGGUGUACGUGCGUCAAUAUGGCCGUCCGGACCUUUUUAUCACGUUUACGUGUAAUCCCCGAUGGAAAGCAAUCACUGAUACGCUUUUCCCAGGCCAAAAAUCACAUGACCGCCAUGACAUUAUAGCCAGAGUAUUCCACCUUAAAGUAAAAAAGAUGAUGGCCCUUUUAACCAAAGGUGAUUUAUUUGGACCAGUGCGUUGCUUCAUAUACUCAAUCGAGUGGCAGAAACGAGGUCUUCCUCAUAUUCACAUCCUAUUGUGGCUAGAGCAGCGUAUCAUGCCGGACAAAAUUGACGAUGUUAUUAGAGCUGAAAUACCUGAUUCUGAGGAAGACCCUCUCCUCUACAAUGUUGUGAAGAGCAACAUGUUACACGGCCCUUGCGGUAGUUUAAACCACAAAUCGCCCUGCAUGAAAGAUGGUAGCUGCAGUAAAAAAUAUCCUCGACCACUCCUAAAAGAUACGCAAACGGGCGACGACGGAUAUCCGCAAUACAGAAGAAGGUCUCCAGCUGACGGCGGCUACACGAUAAAAAAAAUGGAAACGAGUUAG